UGUCGCGCUCGGCUCGGCUCCGGCGGGCGCGCUCCCUCGCUCGGGAACUAUCGGAUUAAACUUGAAUCGAGUGAAAUUACACAAAGGAGCGAAGCGGAGCCGGGACCCGGCGGAGAACCCGAAACUACCCGAGACCCGCGCUGACCUCUUCUUCUCCCUUCCCCACCCUUUCUUUUUUUUCUUUUUUUAUAACCACUCCUUCACCCGCCCGCCCCGGUCAGGGAUCUCCCCCACCCACCCCACCACCCCUCCCCAUCCUCCCCUCUUAGCCCAGCCCUGGUGUGAGCGAGCAACUCCGUGUGUGUGUGUGUGUGUGUGUGCGGAGACCCGCACCCCGCCUCGCCCCCUCCCCAGCCCCCCUCCCCCCCCUUCCCCGACCGGCGGCACCAACUCCGGAGCGUGUCCCCUCCUCCUCCCCGGCCCCUCGGCGGAGGGCAGCGAGGGAGCGAGCGGGGGACACCGGUCCCCGACGGCCCCUCGACGGCCACGCACCGGCCCGGAGCAGUAACCAGACUUUGCCUGACACUGCGUGGUCCAAAAGAAUUAAGGAAAUAUGGAAUGACAUGAAGGAGAUUAGUUGAGGAUUAAAGGCUUUGAGGACAAAACACCUCGCCGAGGUGAAGCACAGACUAGCAUUCUAGUUGUAGCUCCGAGGAGCUGUGUGCUGAAAAAAGAUGGCAGACCCAGGAAUGAUGAGUCUGUUUGGAGAAGAUGGGAAUAUUUUCAGUGAGGGGUUGGAAGGUCUUGGAGAAUGUGGAUAUCCUGAAAACACAGUAAAUCCUAUGGGGCAGCAAAUGCCCAUGGAUCAAGGAUUUCCCUCGUUACAGUCAUCUCUUCAUCAUCCUCCAGCAAAUCAAAAUCAAGCCAAGUUGACCCAUUUUGAUCACUAUAACCAGUACGAGCAGCAGAAGAUGCACCUGAUGGAUCAGCCCAACAGGAUGAUCAGCAGUGCCCCUGGGAAUGGGAUCGCGUCUCCGCAUUCGCAGUACCACAACCCUCCAGUUCCUCAGGUUCCUCAUGGCAGUGGUGCCGGUGGUCAGAUGGGAGUCUAUCCCGGCAUGCAGAAUGAAAGACACGGACAACCCUUCGUAGACAGUGGCUCCAUGUGGGGACCACGGGCAGUUCAAGUGCCAGACCAGAUAAGAGCACCGUACCAGCAGCAACAGCAGCAGCAACCGCAACCGACGCAGCCACCGCAGGCACCCUCUGGACCCCCUGGGCAGGGCCAUCCUCAGCACAUGCAGCAGAUGGGAAACUACAUGGCUCGUGGUGAUUUCUCAAUGCAGCAGCACGGUCAGCCACAACAGCAGAGGAUGAACCAGUUUUCUCAAGGCCAAGAAGGCCUCAAUCAGGGAAACCCUUUCAUUGCCACCUCAGGACCUGGCCACUUGUCUCAUGUGCCCCAGCAGAAUCCCAGUAUGGCACCUUCUUUGCGACAUUCAGUCCAGCAAUUUCACCACCAUCCCCCCACUGCUCUCCAUGGAGAAUCAGUAGCCCACAGUCCCAGAUUCUCCCCUAAUCCUCCCCAGCAGGGUGCUGUUAGGCCACAAACACUUAAUUUUAGUUCUCGGAGCCAGACGGUACCCUCACCUACUAUAAACAACUCAGGGCAGUAUUCUCGAUAUCCUUACAGUAACCUUAAUCAGGGAUUAGUUAAUAAUACAGGGAUGAAUCAGAAUUUAGGCCUUACAAAUAACACUCCAAUGAAUCAAUCUGUACCAAGAUACCCAAAUGCUGUCGGAUUUCCAUCAAACAGUGGUCAAGGACUAAUGCACCAGCAGCCCAUCCACCCUAGUGGCUCACUUAACCAAAUGAACACACAAACUAUGCACCCUUCACAGCCUCAGGGAACUUAUGCCUCUCCACCUCCCAUGUCACCUAUGAAAGCAAUGAGUAAUCCAGCAGGUACACCUCCUCCACAGGUUAGACCUGGGAGUGCUGGAAUGCCAAUGGAAGUUGGCAGUUAUCCAAAUAUUCCCCAUCCUCAGCCGUCACACCAGCCCCCUGGUGCCAUGGGAAUUGGACAAAGGAAUAUGGGCCCCCGAAACAUGCAGCAGAAUCGUCCGUUUAUGGGUAUGUCUUCAGCACCACGGGAGAUGGGUGGGCACAUGAGACCAAAUGGUUGUCCAGGUGUUGGCCUUGCAGACCCACAAGCAAUACAAGAACGACUAAUAUCUGGCCAGCAGCUUCCUAGUCAACAACAGUCUUUUCAACAGCAAAUGCCAACCUGUCCUCCCAUGCAGCCUCAUCCAGGGAUACAUCAUCAAUCUUCACCACCCCCACAUCCUCAUCAUCAGCCUUGGGCACAGCUUCACCAGUCACCACAAAACACACCACAAAAAGUGCCUGUCCUUCAGCAUUCUCCAUCGGAACCCUUUUUAGAGAAACCAGUGCCGGAUAUGACUCAGGUUAGUGGACCGAACGCCCAGCUCGUGAAAGGUGAGGAUUAUCUGCCAGCCAUGGAGCCGCAGCCACAGCAGAAGAAAAAGAAAAAGAAAAACAAUCACAUUGCUGCAGAAGGUCCCAGUAAAGGUUUUGGUAAGGAAGACUUUCCUGGGGGACUUGACAGCCAGAAUCUAAGCAGAAACUCAGUGGAUUGCUCCCAAGAAGAGAAGAAGAAAAAGAAAAAGCCCAAGGCAAAAAAAGAACCGAAGGAUCCUAAAGAACCUAAGGAGAAGAAGGAACCCAAGACCCCCAAAGUCCCUAAGACCCCUAAAGAGCCAAAGGAAAAGAAAGCAAAAAAUACCACGCCAAAACCCAAGACCAGCAAAAAGGCCAGUAACAAGAAAACUGAUUCGGAAACAAGUGCUGCAAAGAAAAAGGUGAACAAGGGAAAGGAAGGCUCUGAAAACUCAGAUUUGGAAAAAACACCACCACCAUCACCUCAUCCUGAAGAUGAAGAUGACCCAGGGGUUCAGAAGCGACGCUCCAGCAGGCAGGUGAAGAGGAAGCGUUACACAGAAGACCUGGAGUUCAAGAUUUCAGAUGAGGAGCCUGAUGAUGCUGAUGCUGCUGGAAGAGACUCUCCUUCGAACACUUCUCAAUCAGAGCAACAGGAAUCAGCUGAUGCUGAAGGUCCUGUUGUGGAGAAGAUCAUGAGCAGCCGUUCAGUCAAGAAAAAGAUGGAGAAUGGAGAGGAGGUAGAAAUAGAGGAGUUCUAUGUAAAGUACAAGAACUUUUCUUACCUUCAUUGCCAGUGGGCAUCUGUGGAAGAGCUGGACAAAGACAAGAGAAUUCAGCAGAAGAUUAAGCGGUUUAAGGCAAAGCAGGGCCAGAACAAAUUCCUUUCAGAAAUUGAUGAUGAGCUUUUUAAUCCAGAUUAUGUGGAAGUGGAUCGAAUCAUGGAUUUUUCACGAAGCACAGAUGACAAUGGAGAGCCUGUAACACAUUAUCUGGUGAAGUGGUGUUCGCUGCCUUAUGAAGACAGCACUUGGGAGCUCAAGCAAGACAUCGACCAGGCGAAGAUCGAAGAAUUUGAGAAACUGAUGUCUAGGGAGCCAGAAAUGGAGCGUGUGGAGCGGCCUCCUGCCGAUGACUGGAAGAAAUCGGAGAGUUCCAGGGAGUAUAAAAACAAUAACAAACUCAGGGAAUACCAGUUGGAGGGAGUAAACUGGCUUCUUUUCAAUUGGUACAACACACGAAACUGCAUUUUAGCAGAUGAAAUGGGGUUGGGAAAGACUAUCCAGUCCAUUACGUUUCUCUAUGAGAUAUAUUUGAAAGGAAUCCAUGGUCCUUUCUUGGUUAUUGCACCGUUGUCCACAAUUCCCAACUGGGAAAGGGAGUUCCGCACCUGGACAGAGUUGAAUGUGGUUGUGUAUCAUGGGAGUCAAGCGAGCCGGCGGACCAUUCAGUUGUAUGAAAUGUAUUUCAAAGAUCCACAGGGUCGUGUGAUAAAAGGGUCCUACAAGUUCCAUGCCAUUAUCACCACGUUUGAAAUGAUCUUGACUGACUGCCCCGAGCUGCGUAACAUUCCAUGGCGUUGCGUGGUCAUCGAUGAGGCCCACAGACUGAAAAACAGGAACUGUAAGCUUCUGGAAGGACUCAAGAUGAUGGACCUGGAACAUAAAGUGCUGCUUACUGGAACCCCUUUGCAAAAUACAGUAGAAGAACUAUUUAGCUUGCUUCACUUCUUGGAACCAGGUCGCUUCCCAUCAGAAACCACAUUCAUGCAAGAAUUUGGUGAUCUGAAAACUGAAGAACAGGUGCAAAAACUCCAAGCUAUUUUGAAGCCGAUGAUGCUGAGACGUCUCAAGGAGGAUGUGGAGAAGAACCUGGCCCCCAAAGAAGAAACCAUCAUUGAAGUUGAGCUGACAAAUAUCCAGAAGAAAUACUAUCGUGCUAUUCUGGAGAAGAAUUUCACCUUUCUUUCCAAGGGUGGGGGUCAGGCAAAUGUACCUAAUCUUCUAAACACUAUGAUGGAGCUAAGAAAAUGCUGCAAUCAUCCAUACCUUAUUAAUGGUGCUGAAGAGAAAAUUUUGGAAGAGUUUAAAGAAACACACAAUGCCGACUCUCCAGAUUUUCAGCUCCAGGCAAUGAUCCAGGCUGCUGGCAAGCUAGUGCUGAUUGACAAGCUGCUGCCAAAACUGAAGGCUGGUGGCCACAGGGUGCUUAUCUUUUCCCAGAUGGUGCGCUGCUUGGACAUACUGGAAGACUACCUCAUUCAAAGACGGUACCCGUACGAGCGAAUUGAUGGCCGAGUGAGAGGCAACUUGCGUCAGGCAGCUAUUGACAGGUUUUCAAGGCCUGAUUCUGAUAGGUUUGUUUUCCUGCUGUGCACAAGGGCAGGAGGUUUGGGCAUUAAUCUUACUGCUGCUGAUACCUGCAUCAUUUUCGAUUCAGACUGGAACCCCCAAAAUGACCUCCAGGCUCAAGCACGGUGCCACAGAAUAGGACAAAGCAAAUCAGUGAAAAUUUACAGGUUGAUAACAAGGAACUCUUAUGAGAGGGAAAUGUUUGACAAAGCCAGCCUGAAGCUUGGCCUUGAUAAAGCUGUGCUGCAGUCUAUGAGUGGAAGAGAAAAUGCCACAAACGGGGUGCAGCAGCUUUCUAAGAAGGAAAUAGAAGAUCUCCUUCGAAAGGGAGCAUAUGGUGCUCUGAUGGAUGAGGAAGACGAAGGGUCCAAGUUCUGUGAAGAGGAUAUUGACCAGAUUCUCUUAAGGCGCACGCACACAAUUACUAUUGAAUCUGAAGGAAAGGGCUCGACGUUUGCCAAGGCUAGUUUUGUUGCAUCUGGGAACAGGACAGACAUUUCCUUGGAUGACCCUAACUUUUGGCAGAAGUGGGCAAAGAAAGCUGAGCUGGAUAUCGAUGCUCUAAACGGAAGGAAUAACCUAGUUAUUGAUACACCAAGAGUAAGAAAGCAAACCAGACUCUACAGUGCAGUCAAAGAGGAUGAACUGAUGGAGUUCUCAGACCUGGAAAGUGAUUCUGAAGAAAAGCCUAGCACAAAGCCCCGCAGGCCUCAGGACAAGUCACAGGGUUAUGCAAGGAGUGAAUGUUUCAGGGUGGAGAAGAACUUGCUGGUUUAUGGCUGGGGUCGGUGGACUGACAUCCUCUCGCACGGGCGCUAUAAACGUCAGCUAACAGAGCAAGAUGUGGAAACCAUCUGCCGGACUAUCCUGGUGUAUUGUCUUAAUCACUACAAAGGGGAUGAAAAUAUCAAAAGUUUCAUCUGGGAUCUGAUCACUCCAACUGCAGAUGGGCAGACUCGAGCUUUGGUUAAUCAUUCCGGUCUGUCUGCACCAGUGCCCAGAGGGAGGAAAGGCAAGAAAGUAAAAGCCCAGAGUUCACAGCCAAUGCUGCAGGACGCCGACUGGCUCACGACCUGUAACCCAGAUGUCUUGUUUCAAGAGGACAGCUACAGGAAACAUCUCAAACAUCACUGUAAUAAGGUCCUGCUGCGUGUCCGCAUGCUCUACUAUCUACGACAAGAAGUUAUAGGGGACCAAGCAGACAAGAUCUUAGAGGGUGCUGACUCAAGUGAAGUAGAUGUAUGGAUACCUGAGCCAUUCCACGCUGAAGUUCCUGCAGACUGGUGGGAUAAGGAGGCGGAUAAAUCCCUUUUAAUUGGAGUAUUCAAACAUGGUUAUGAGAAGUACAACUCCAUGCGAGCUGACCCGGCGCUGUGCUUUCUGGAACGGGUUGGCAUGCCUGACGCUAAGGCCAUCGCCGCUGAGCAGAGAGGGACAGACAUGUUAGCAGAUGGUGGCGAUGGUGGUGAGUUUGACAGAGAGGACGAAGAUCCAGAGUAUAAGCCAACCAGAAUUCCCUUCAAGGAUGAAAUUGAUGAAUUUGCAAACUCACCUCCAGAAGACAAAGAGGAGUCCAUAGAGAUACACCCAAGUAAGACUACAGCAAAGACAUUGAACAAGCACAGCGAAAGCAACUCUGAGUUAGGCCAACUCUACUGGCCCAACACUUCAACCCUGACUACCCGGCUGCGUCGCCUCAUUACUGCCUAUCAGCGCAGCUAUAAAAGGCAACAAAUGAGGCAAGAGGCACUAAUGAAGACUGACCGCAGGAGACGUCGGCCUCGGGAGGAAGUGAGGGCACUGGAGGCAGAAAGGGAAGCCAUAAUAACUGAAAAACGGCAGAAAUGGACAAGAAGAGAAGAAGCUGACUUUUAUCGUGUGGUGUCUACUUUUGGAGUUAUUUUUGAUCCUGUGAAACAUCAGUUUGACUGGAAUCAGUUCAGAGCCUUUGCUAGGCUCGACAAGAAGUCUGAUGAAAGCCUGGAGAAGUAUUUCAAUGGCUUUGUGAACAUGUGUAGGAGAGUGUGCAGGAUGCCAGUCAAACCUGAUGACGAACCUCCUGAUAUCUCCACGCUGAUUGAGCCCAUCACAGAGGAACGUGCUUCUAGGACUCUGUAUCGCAUAGAGCUGCUGCGGAAGAUCCGUGAACAGGUUCUCCAUCACCCGCAGCUGCCUGAGAGGCUAAAGCUUUGCCAGCCAAGCUUAGACCUGCCAGAGUGGUGGGAGUGUGGCAAACAUGACAAAGACUUGCUGAUUGGUGCUGCUAAACAUGGAGUCAGUAGGACAGAUUAUCACAUUCUGAACGAUCCUGAACUCUCUUUUCUCGAAGCUCACAAAAGCUUUGCUCAAAACAGAGGGACGAGUGCUGCAAAUCCUGUCUCUUCAAUAAACCCUCUGGGUGCUGGCUGCAGUCAGACACCACCUAUUGUCCCAUCCACACCAGUACAGGAAGAAAAGACCACAGAACAAACGGAGUCUAAAGCUGAAGGGUCUGAAAACGCAGCAGCCAAAGAAAAGUCUGAUAUCAAAGAGGAGACAGAUACUGCAGAUAAGGACACUAAACAGGACUGUGAUGCUGAGGCUGAGCCUGGCUCUGUUAAAUGUGAAUUGAAGGACAUAGAAGUGAGCACAGACGUAGACCCAAAAUCUAUUUCUGAGAAAGGUUCAGAAGAGGACGAAGAGGAGAAACUGGAUGAUGAUGAUAAAUCAGAAGAAUCCUCCCAACCUGAAGCAGGAGCAGUUUCUCAGGGUAAGAAUUUUGAUGAAGAAAGCAACGCCUCCAUGAGUACCGCCAGGGACGAAACGCGUGAUGGGUUCUACAUGGAGGAUGGGGAUGCCUCUGUGGUUCAGCUGCUGCAUGAGAGAAUGUUUGCCUUCUCCUUCUGGCCUAAGGACCGAGUAAUGAUCAACCGAUUAGACAACAUCUGCGAAGCAGUGCUGAAAGGGAAGUGGCCAGUAAAUAGGCGCCAGAUGUUUGAUUUCCAGGGGCUCAUACCUGGCUAUACUCCAACAGCUGUGGACAGCCCUCUGCAGAAAAGGAGCUUUGCAGAGCUCUCCAUGGUCGCUCAAGCCAGCGUCAGUGGCAGCGAAGAUAUCACCGUUUCUCCUCAGUUGUCUAAGGAAGAUGCACUCAAUUUGUCGGUUCCACGUCAGAGGAGGAGGAGACGAAGAAAGAUUGAGAUUGAGGCUGAGAGAGCUGCCAAGAGGAGAAAUCUGAUGGAAAUGGUUGCCCAGUUACGUGAGUCUCAGGUGGUCUCAGAAAAUGGACAAGAGAAGGUUGUAGAUUUAUCAAAGGCCUCACGAGAGGCAGCAAGUUCUACCUCAAAUUUUUCAUCUGUUACUUCAAAGUUUAUCUUGCCUAAUGUCUCCACACCCGUGUCUGAUGCCUUUAAGACUCAAAUGGAGCUGCUGCAAGCAGGUCUUUCACGCACACCCACAAGGCAUCUCCUAAAUGGCUCUUUAAUAGAUGGAGAACCGCCCAUGAAGAGGAGGAGAGGAAGGAGGAAAAAUGUGGAAGGGCUUGAUCUGUUAUUUAUGAGCAACAAACGGACAUCAUUGACUGUAGAGGAUGCAGAAGUGACCAAAGCUUUUGAAGAAGAUAUGGAAGCCCUACCAGCAAGGAACAUUCCAUCUCCUGGUCAACUGGACCCAGACACUCGCAUCCCUGUAAUCAAUCUAGAGGAUGGGACCAGGCUGGUGGGAGAGGAUGCUCCUAAAAACAAGGAUCUAGUUGAAUGGCUUAAAUUGCAUCCCACUUACACUGUAGAUAUGCCGAGUUACGUACCAAAGAGUGCAGAUGUGCUGUUCUCCCCGUUUCAGAAGCCGAAACAGAAGCGACACAGGUGUCGAAACCCUAACAAACUGGAUAUAAACACCUUGACAGGAGAAGAAAGGGUACCUGUGGUAAAUAAGCGGAAUGGAAAGAAGAUGGGUGGAGCUAUGGCCCCUCCAAUGAAGGACUUGCCAAGAUGGCUGGAAGAAAAUCCUGAAUUUGCUGUUGCUCCAGACUGGACUGACAUUGUUAAACAGUCUGGUUUUGUUCCAGAGUCCAUGUUUGACCGUCUUCUCACUGGGCCUGUUGUGAGGGAGGAAGGAGCAAGCAGAAGAGGAAGAAGGCCAAAAAGUGAAAUUGCCAAAGCAGCUGCAGCAGCUGCUGCUGUAGCAUCAACUUCGGGAAUCAACCCACUACUAAUGAACAGUCUGUUUGCUGGGAUGGACCUGACCAGCCUCCAGAACCUCCAGAACCUGCAGUCCCUCCAGCUCGCAGGCCUGAUGGGCUUCCCGCCAGGGCUGGCAACAGCUGCUGCUGGGGGGGACGCUAAGAACCCGGCUGCCAUGCUGCCUCUGAUGCUGCCGGGCAUGGCAGGGCUGCCCAACGUGUUUGGACUGAGCGGAUUGUUGAAUAACCCAAUCGCGGCGACUACUGGAAAUGCCACUGCUGCUUCCGGCCAGGGGGAGGCUGAGGACGGCGCCUCUAAGGGCGAAGAGAAGAAGAAUGAGAGUGAAGAGGAGAACAAAGACUCCGAGAAAAGCACAGACACUGUUUCUGCUACUGACUCUGCGAAUGGAUCCGUCAGUGCUGCUACUGCGGCGACCACCGCCACUGCCACCACUACCACCACCACCAACACUGGAUUGCCCACAAACCCUCUGGCCUUCAAUCCUUUCCUGCUGUCUACCAUGGCUCCUGGCCUCUUCUAUCCAUCUAUGUUUCUACCUCCAGGACUGGGGGGAUUGACUCUGCCCGGUUUCCCAGCACUAGCAGGACUUCAGAACGCAGUGGGCUCCAACGAAGAGAAGGCUACUGACAAAACUGAAGGAACUGCCUUCAAAGAUGAAGAAACUCUGGAAGGCAGCGACGCAGAGGAGAGCCUUGAUAAAACUGCAGAUUCCUCCGUUUUAGAAGAUGAAAUAGCACAGGGUGAAGAAUUAGACUCACUUGACGGGGGGGAAGAAAUAGAAAACAAUGAGAACGAUGAAUAACCCCAGAACCAGUUACAGUUAAAGUGUUUGAAACUUUUGACAAGUGGUAGUCCUACUGUUUACACUCACAGUUAAAUGUCCAUACUUAGUUUUUAUAAGCUGUUCUGUAACAUAGUGUAGCAACAAAAAAAAAAAAUCGAUUAAAAAAAACACAUAAAAAAAAGAAGACAAAAAAAAAAAAGGACAAAAAAAAGGAAGGACAAAAAAAAAGAAGAAAAAAAAAGAAGGAAAAAAAAAAGAGGGGAAAAGGUUUAAAAAAAAAAAAAGGUUCAAGUCAUGUUAUACAGAUGUGUCAAAAAGGUAUCUUGGUCAUUAAGUAUUGUGCAGUGCAUUAUUUAUUAUCCCUAGGAGAGAUGAAAUUUGAGAGGUGAUCAUGUCUUUUUAAGGAAAUUGACAUAAUGCUCUGCUGGUUUUGGUUCUGUUUCGUUUCUCUCUUUGCUUUCUUUCUUUCCUUUCUUUUGGUACCGUUGGUGUUAUGAAUUUAAGCAGCAGUUUGGUAACCGAGUGGCACUAAUCGAAGGAAAGUGCUGCUUAAAGGAAGGAUGAAGUUAUCUAUUUAAGUUUGUUUGUUUGUUUGUUUCAUUUUUAGUCUUUUUUGUUUGUUUGUUUUCUUUUUUUUUUUUUUUUCUUUUCUUUGCUGUGAAGGUCAAGAUGAAAUUCACCACACACACACACACACACACACACACACACACAUAUCGGACUGGAGCUUCGUUUUGACUGCCCCAGGAGCUCACCCACGCGCGCACACACACACCCCCCCCAUCAUCCACACACACACAGCACACCACACAUUCUCUCUCUGACAAUCUUCAUGAUAGUGUGAAUGUCUCUGUCUCUGAGACACAGCAAUAAUAAGGCAGCUGUUGAAUGUGAAGAGUACCUUUUGGAAUAAAAAAGAUUAACCCCCGGGGAGAAGGUUCUUAACAGGAGAAAGCUACAGUUUAAAAUCGUCUCGUGAUGUUGUAAUGCACUGGUAGAAACAAACAAACAGGAAAAAAAAAAAAAACCAUAACAUAUAAAAAGGAGGAAAGGGAAAAAAAAAAAAAAGGAAAAAAAAAAAGGAAAAAAAAAAUCAAAAGGACAAAAAAAAAAAAAAAUCAGGUACCUUUUUUUUUUUUUUUUAAAUUAAAGGACUUUGUUACUUUAGCCACAAAGCUAAACAGCAUUACCUCAAACUCUAAACUAGCCUUGAAGUUUACAGACAUGACUUUGUAAAUGUGUUUGUUUUGGUUUCUUUUUCUUUGUUGUGAUGUCUCUUUUGCUUUGGAAAAAAAAAAAAAAUCUGGGUUGUUUCUUUUCUGUUUUGGUUUUUUUGUUUUGUUUUGUUUUUUUUUUUUGGG
This is a messenger RNA of Pogoniulus pusillus (Red-fronted tinkerbird), 11077 nucleotides long. RefSeq names its product chromodomain helicase DNA binding protein 7 (gene CHD7). The coding region runs from base 675 to 9734 and encodes 3019 amino acids. NCBI's taxonomy places the organism in Eukaryota, Metazoa, Chordata, Aves, Piciformes, Lybiidae. The transcript has 38 exons. Gene Ontology annotation, molecular function: ATP binding; ATP-dependent chromatin remodeler activity; protein binding. The record is from RefSeq and is a predicted model, not a curated record.